Purpureocillium lilacinum is the source of this 378-nucleotide messenger RNA. The record is from RefSeq and is a predicted model, not a curated record. NCBI's taxonomy places the organism in Eukaryota, Fungi, Ascomycota, Sordariomycetes, Hypocreales, Ophiocordycipitaceae.
AUGCCCGGCAUGCGAAACGAAAAAAACCUCCGAGUGCAGCGCAGCUACCAUCCCAACUCGGCAACCGGGAACGUCCGCGACCCAGACGUCAGGGACUUUUUGCCGUGGGCCAAGAGUGGCUAUGCGCAUGCCGUGUUGUGGUCCGUACGGUGCAGUGCCGUAAUAUCGCCUGUUUGCUUGCUGUUCAGCCCACCCACCAUAUGGGGUGAUGCUGUUGAAACUGACCGUCGUUCAUGUCACAGAGUAUCAUCGUCCACCAAGGGACCGCGCUACGGGGAGCCGUCGACCUCUCCAGUGACGCCGUACUUUGGCGAUCCUGUCAGGCGACGGCUAGUCGUACGCCGACUUGGUCUGGCCCGGCUCGCUCGCGCGCCCUAG